Messenger RNA from Monosiga brevicollis MX1, 675 nucleotides. RefSeq lists its product as uncharacterized. The coding region runs from base 1 to 675 and encodes 224 amino acids. The record is from RefSeq and is a predicted model, not a curated record. Lineage: Eukaryota; Choanoflagellata; Craspedida; Salpingoecidae. The transcript has 7 exons.
AUGGAUAUCACACAGUUUGCAACCUAUGAAGACUUUUUGGACAGUCAAGUGCAGCCCAUUGACCUCUACUAUCUCGAGGAUGAGGAGGUGGUUCGGCAACUCGUCGAGCUCGGCUUCCGCGGCACUGGCGAGGUGGUAAAGCGCGAAGAAUUUGAAGCCAAGAAGCGCGAGGCCGAGUUGCUGCGACAACAGCAGCGCAACAAGGGCAAAUUAGUCUUGGUCGGUGAAAAGUUUCACGACUUGAGUCCUUUUUUGGAGGCUUUGGCGCAACGUGAGGAAGCACACCGUACCGGCAAGAUGAUGAGCAUUGUCUUUAUCCGUGACCGGAAUGCGCAAGGCCAAGAGGUUUCAGGCUACAUUGACCUGGCUGCCCGCUUCAAGAAUGAGGCUUUUGAGCAGUAUUUUUCGGGCAAGAAGAAGUUGAUUCCCAAGCCAACUGACUUGAGUUUCUACAACUGGAGCACGGGCUCGGCAUACGCAUCAAGCUCGGAACAUUAUCAAGUAACCACAGACAACGAUGCCAGCGUGGCGUUCAAGAACAAGCGGGAUCGCAAGAUGGUCUUUGUUGACCCGGCUCGGGUUACCCCGGGUGAUAACAGCAGUCGUACAGCCCUGCACACGGAUGAAUACAUGCAGGUGGUCUUUUACGACCACGUCACUCGCAUCACAGCUUAA